AUGUUAUUGAAGAUUUGGGUAGUGAUAAUAAGUUUUAUAAGUAUAGUUCCAUUAUUCUUAAUAGCUCAAAAUUCUCCAAAAGAUUAUCUUAAAGCUCACAAUGAUGAACGUGUAAAAGUUGGGACUAAGCCACUGAAGUGGGACCAGCAGCUUGCAUCACUUGCUCGCAAGUUUGUGAAGAAACAUAUUUUUGACUGCAAGAAGGGAACUUAUGAUAGAAGCUUUAUCGAUGGUACUAAAUAUGUCCAAAGCUUUGUAUAUCAUCCAGAAUCCAUAUCAGGUGUCGAUGCUAUUAUAUGCGAUGCAACUACUUCUUUAGGUUGUGCUAGAGUCAAGUGUCGUAAUUAUGAAGGCACCCUUAUUACUUGUUUAUAUUACCCUGCAUGCCAUCUUCCGGGUCAAAGUCCCUUCAAAGAGUACUUGAAUGAAUUGUUCUUUGUUUCGGUUGAAGGCAAUUGGGAUCAAUCAUUCGAUUGGGGUAAGGCUAGUGGGUUGGUGAGUGGAGACGUUUGGAAGAGAUUGGUCGAAAGUCGAUUGAAGUAG
Molecule: messenger RNA, 543 nt
Organism: Arachis ipaensis
Lineage: Eukaryota; Viridiplantae; Streptophyta; Magnoliopsida; Fabales; Fabaceae
Source: RefSeq, a predicted model, not a curated record